AGCAGGAAUGCUGCAGCCAUUAUGUAUGGGACAAUUUUACUCAGCCCCUGCAGCUGAUACUGUUGUCCAACAGUUGCUUCCCAGUCCCGAGGCAGCCCCCCUUCCAGAACCACCUGAUCCAAAAAUGUGUUCUCCUCGAGAAUACUUAGAGUAUUACAUCUUUCCAGUGCUCUUACCCGGACUGGCUGAACUUCUACAUCAAGCAAAGAAGGAAAAGUGUUUUGAGAGAAAAAGGACGAAAUUUAUUGCCUGUGAUUUCCUAACUGAGUGGUUAUACAACCACAACCCAAAGAGGAAAGAUGAGUCAUUCACAGAAUUCUUUUCCAUUCCUUUUGUUAACGACUGGCUAAAGGACCAUCCUAGGCAACCAAUGCCUCUGUCUCUCCACCUAUCAGAAGAAGAAGCAAGCAUAAUAAUCCAGUCGUUUUGGAGAGGUUAUCGGGUCCGCUGUAAUAUGGAAGUACAAGAGCUACGUCAGUGGCAAAAACAGUUGAGAGAGGAAGAAAACAUUUCUCAAAGAGUGGAAGAAUUCUGGACUAAGCAGGAAGCCAAAGCUUCCAUGCAAGGAGGAGACCUUUAAAGUUCCUGCUAAAGCACUUGGAGGGGAAAUACUUUCCUGACCCGACACUGUCACAAACAAGAGUGCUCUUUUCCUACAUGUCUGGUCUACAUCCAUAGGAAACAUCAAAACCAGAGGAAAACAAUGAUGCGUAAAGAUGAAAACAAAGGUAAAGUGCCUGGAUAGCCAUUGGCUGGGAUGCCAAAGUUCUCGUGUCAAUUACAGUGAAUGAAAAGCAGUUUGUGUAGUACCAAAAUCCUUUGUCCAAUUGUGGGACUUCACCAGAACACAACCUACCCUACACAACACCAUCAGGCUAGUCACAUCACUGGUCACAUAAGCAUCCCUGUAUAUUUUCUGAUGUGUGUUAAACUUUCAGCAAUGGUUUAGAUCUCUUAAACAAACAGUUUGGCUCUGGCCCUUUCGGUAAUCACUCAAACAUUUUCAUUGCAAAUUUUCAUUACGUGUCACCAAACAGCUAUGACAAGGAAAGCAACCAUUACCUUGAAACCUGUCUCUGCGUAUUCUGUUCACAUGUUAAAGUCUUCAGGACAAAAACUGUCUUUGACCUUGCCUGUAUGCCACCUUGCAUUUUUUUCUCCAGUGUCACGAAAUAGCAAAGUCCUAUGCUAUUACUGGUAGCAUGAUUACUAUGCUAAAGGUAGUAUGAUUAGUAAUAAUUAUUUUGUUGCUGAAGAGACUGAACACUUUGUAACAUGGAGAACUUACUUGAUUUUUUUCUUGGGUUUUAAAAAAAAUACUUCAUAUAAAGUGUUGCUAGUAAUGACAAAAAUGUUAUUCACGUUAUUUGAAAAUAGAAGUUAUAUUUCCAGUGUUUUCCUUCUGCUUUUGGUGUUGUUCAUUUUUUCAAUGAAAAAAACAAGACUCAUUCUAACCAAACAUAUUUUCUGUAUUGUUUUUCCUUUACUAUUUUCUUAAUUGACUUCUUAACAAACAUUUUAAAAGUGAGCUAUAUGCAAUGUAAAAAAAAAAAAUGUAAUGAGCCUUGUUCUGAAUACCUGAAAAACAUCUCAUACAGAUUAUUUUCUUUGCUACUACAGAAAAAUUGUAAAU
Messenger RNA from Cygnus olor (mute swan), 1633 nucleotides. RefSeq names its product IQ motif containing K (gene IQCK). The transcript has 7 exons. The coding region runs from base 8 to 580 and encodes 190 amino acids. The record is from RefSeq and is a predicted model, not a curated record. Gene Ontology annotation, molecular function: protein binding. Lineage: Eukaryota; Metazoa; Chordata; Aves; Anseriformes; Anatidae.